Messenger RNA from Musca vetustissima, 1510 nucleotides. RefSeq names its product C-terminal-binding protein (gene CtBP). Gene Ontology annotation, molecular function: oxidoreductase activity, acting on the CH-OH group of donors, NAD or NADP as acceptor; transcription corepressor activity; NAD binding. The transcript is spliced from 7 exons. The record is from RefSeq and is a predicted model, not a curated record. Lineage: Eukaryota; Metazoa; Arthropoda; Insecta; Diptera; Muscidae. The coding region runs from base 9 to 1403 and encodes 464 amino acids.
CCUCCGUCAUGGAUAAGAACAUGAUGUUACCGAAACGAUCGCGUUUGGAUGUGAAAGGCCCCUUUGCCAAUGGGCCAAUGCAGGCUCGACCGUUGGUUGCAUUGUUAGAUGGUCGUGAUUGUUCUAUCGAAAUGCCAAUAUUGAAAGAUGUUGCCACUGUGGCGUUUUGUGAUGCUCAAAGCACAUCGGAAAUACACGAAAAGGUUUUAAACGAAGCUGUGGGCGCUCUUAUGUGGCAUACUAUAAUUUUAACAAAAGAGGAUCUGGAAAAGUUUAAAGCAUUACGUAUUAUAGUACGAAUCGGCAGUGGUACUGAUAACAUAGAUGUUAAGGCAGCUGGUGAACUUGGCAUUGCAGUAUGCAAUGUUCCCGGUUAUGGUGUGGAGGAAGUGGCUGAUACGACAAUGUGUUUGAUAUUAAAUUUAUACCGAAGAACCUAUUGGCUAGCGAAUAUGGUGCGAGAAGGGAAGAAGUUUACCGGCCCCGAACAAGUACGAGAAGCUGCACAUGGCUGUGCAAGAAUUCGAGGAGAUACAUUAGGUUUAGUUGGCUUGGGACGCAUUGGCAGUGCAGUUGCAUUGCGAGCAAAAGCAUUCGGCUUCAACGUAAUAUUCUAUGAUCCAUACCUACCAGAUGGUAUCGAUAAAUCGUUGGGCCUAACACGUGUAUACACUCUGCAAGAUUUACUGUUCCAAUCAGAUUGUGUAUCACUACAUUGUACACUUAAUGAACAUAAUCAUCAUUUAAUUAAUGAAUUCACAAUUAAACAGAUGCGACCUGGUGCAUUCUUAGUAAAUACUGCACGAGGUGGUCUGGUGGAUGACGAGACUUUAGCACUUGCCCUGAAGCAAGGUAGAAUAAGAGCCGCUGCACUGGAUGUACACGAAAACGAACCCUUCAAUGUAUUCCAAGGCGCCCUUAAAGACGCUCCCAACCUAAUAUGUACACCACAUGCCGCCUUCUUCAGUGAUGCAUCCGCAACAGAGUUGCGGGAAAUGGCUGCAACGGAAAUUCGACGAGCCAUUGUCGGCAAUAUACCAGAUGUUUUAAGGAAUUGUGUUAAUAAGGAAUAUUUCAUGAGAACACCAGCAUCAGCAGUUGCUGCCGCCGCUGCGUCAGUAUAUUCAGAAGGAUUAAAUGGCGGAUAUUAUUCAGGCGCACUUCAACAGGCUCACAGUACUACACCUCACGAUGUCCCACAUAGUGUAGGAGCCGCUUUGGCACCGCCAACCACUCCCUCAAAUGUCAAUCCAUCGCCAGUACCAACGGUACCGCCUAUCCAUGUAUUGCCACAGGUUGGAUUGCAGCUAGGACUUGUGAGUAGUAAAUCGCCCCAGACGGCGCCCGACCCUAAUAAUCAUCAUCCAUCCACAUCUAAGCCAGAGUCAUCGGAGGUUCAAUAGUUCAAAAGCGCCAUCAAUUUCAACAAAAACAAAACUACAACAAAUAACAAUGCUUCAUUUCAAUUAAGGACAUUCGAUGGAACACACACUUAAGAAGUGCCAUUGAU